CGGCGGUGGCGGCGGCGGCACCAUGGGCCGGGCCCGGCGCUUCCAGUGGCCGCUGCUGCUGCUGUGGGCGGCCGCGGCGGGGCCAGGGGCUGGACAGGAAGUACAGACAGAGAACGUGACCGUGGCCGAGGGAGGGGUGGCUGAGAUAACCUGCCGUCUGCACCAGUAUGAUGGUUCCAUAGUUGUCAUUCAGAACCCCGCCCGGCAGACCCUCUUCUUCAACGGGACCCGCGCCCUGAAGGACGAGCGUUUCCAGCUUGAGGAGUUCUCCCCCCGCCGCGUGCGGAUCCGGCUCUCAGAUGCCCGCCUGGAGGACGAGGGAGGCUACUUUUGCCAGCUCUACACGGAGGAUACCCACCACCAGAUUGCCACGCUCACUGUAUUGGUGGCCCCAGAGAACCCCGUGGUGGAGGUCCGGGAGCAGGCGGUGGAGGGAGGCGAGGUGGAGCUCAGCUGCCUAGUUCCGCGGUCCCGCCCUGCCGCGGUCCUGCGCUGGUACCGCGACCGCAAGGAGCUCAAAGGGGUGAGCAGCGGCCAGGAGAAUGGUAAGGUGUGGAGCGUGGCGAGCACCGUGCGGUUUCGCGUGGACCGCAAGGACGACGGCGGUAUCGUCAUCUGCGAGGCGCAGAACCAGGCGCUGCCCUCCGGACACAGCAAGCAGACGCAGUACGUGCUGGACGUGCAGUACUCUCCCACGGCCCGGAUCCAUGCCUCCCAAGCUGUGGUGAGGGAGGGAGACACGCUGGUGCUAACGUGUGCUGUAACGGGGAACCCCAGGCCAAACCAGAUCCGCUGGAACCGCGGGAACGAGUCUUUGCCAGAGCGGGCCGAGGCGGUCGGGGAGACGCUUACGCUGCCAGGCUUGGUAUCAGCGGAUAACGGCACCUACACUUGCGAGGCGUCGAACAAGCACGGCCACGCGAGGGCGCUCUAUGUACUCGUGGUCUACGACCCGGGUGCGGUGGUAGAGGCUCAGACGUCGGUGCCCUACGCCAUUGUGGGCGGCAUCCUGGCGCUACUGGUGUUUCUGAUCAUAUGUGUGCUGGUGGGCAUGGUCUGGUGCUCAGUACGGCAGAAGGGCUCCUAUCUGACCCACGAGGCCAGUGGCCUGGAUGAGCAGGGAGAAGCAAGAGAAGCCUUUCUUAAUGGCAGCGACGGACACAAGAGGAAAGAAGAAUUCUUCAUCUGACCCCACCUCCACCCAGGCCUGGGCCUGGUCCUGGGCUGGGGUCUACCCCACUGCCAGCUGCAAAGACAUUUACCAGAGUCUGGGAUGGUGGGCUUCUCCCCCCACCACUAACACCUCAGACAUUUGGGCAGGGAUGGGGGUGUCGGAUCCCGGGUCUCUGCAAGGGCCAGAAGCAAGGGCCCAGAGGUCUGGGCCCCCCAGGGGGCAGGGGCUGAAGGUCCAAACCCCCCAAGUCCAGGGAGGGCGGUAGGGAUUGGGUUGGGGGAAGAUAACUGGGGGAAGGCCAGGGCCCCUAGGCUGCAGAACCAGGUCUUGUGGGGAGGGGGUCAGAUUCUGGGAAGGGUGGGGUGGGCAGGGAAGGGGAACACAGAUUUCUUUGGGGGUCCUAGACCCCAUGCCAGCCAUUGUAGGAGUUCCACAGAGCUCUGGGCACCUCUUUGCAAAGCCAUGUUUGCACGGUGGGGGUAAGGGUGGGGGGAGGGCAUGGAAACAGGGAUUCUGUGUCUUUGUGUCAUAACUUUGAUGGGGGUGGUGAGGGAGACAGCCCCAACUAUUUUCUCCAAUCCCCAGGUUCCUGGGCUCCCCAUCCCUCCACCUCUCCCCCCCUCAUAUCUGUCCUAUCCAUAUUUGUCUCCCUGUCCACCCACUCCUGGGGGGCCUUCCCCAUCUCUCCUCCAGGCCCUCCAGGGAGAGGGAAAGGAGUUUGGGGGGGUGCGUUGGUCUCUAUGGUUUUUAUAUAUAAUAUAUUAAAAAAAAAUUAAAAAUCUGUAUGAAAAUAUCAGAUUGCACCCCCCUCCCCUCUUUCCUGGCUUUUGCCCCCUUUUUCUUGUAAAAAAAAACAAAACAAAACAAACACAUUUUGUACAGGGAGGGGAACGGGGAGGGGGUUUGGCAAUCCCACUAACCACCAUUAAACUGAGGAGAGAACAAG
Canis lupus familiaris (dog) is the source of this 2120-nucleotide messenger RNA. RefSeq names its product cell adhesion molecule 4 (gene CADM4). Gene Ontology annotation, cellular component: cell-cell contact zone. Bases 23 to 1189 code for a protein of 388 amino acids. The record is from RefSeq and is a predicted model, not a curated record. Gene Ontology annotation, molecular function: vascular endothelial growth factor receptor 2 binding. NCBI's taxonomy places the organism in Eukaryota, Metazoa, Chordata, Mammalia, Carnivora, Canidae. Gene Ontology annotation, biological process: regulation of wound healing; negative regulation of peptidyl-tyrosine phosphorylation; regulation of Rac protein signal transduction. The transcript is spliced from 9 exons.